CGGAGGCUGGCCGGGGAGCCCCGGCGGACGGGCAGCCGGGGCAGCAGGCGGGCGCGCGGGCGGGCCAUGGAGCGCUGGAAGGGCCGCGUGGCGCUGGUGACGGGCGCCUCGGUGGGCAUCGGCGCGGCGGUGGCGCGGGCGCUGGUGCAGCACGGCAUGACGGCGGUGGGCUGCGCCCGGAGCGUGGACAAGAUCGAGAAAUUGGCAGCAGAGUGCCAGAGUGCUGGCUACCCGGGCACCCUCAUCCCGUACAAGUGCGACCUCUCCGUUGAAGAAGAGAUCCUCUCCAUGUUCUCCGCCAUCAAGACCCUCCACCAGGGAGUUGAUGUCUGUAUCAACAACGCUGGCUUGGCCCGGCCAGAGCCCUUGCUCUCUGGCAAGACCGAGGGUUGGAGGACGAUGAUUGACGUGAACGUGAUGGCUGUGAGCAUCUGCACUCGGGAAGCCUACCAGUCCAUGAAGGAGCGAAGCAUCGACGAUGGCCAUAUUAUUAAUAUUAACAGCAUGAAUGGCCACAGCGUGGUCCCUCAGUCCGUCGUGCAUUUUUACAGCGCCACAAAAUACGCAGUCACGGCGCUGACCGAAGGGCUGAGGCAGGAGCUCAGGGAAGCGAAGACGCACAUACGAGCCACGUGUAUAUCUCCGGGACUGGUAGAAACUGGAUUUGCUUUUAAACUCCACGAUAAUGACCCGGAGAGAGCAGCAGCGACGUACGAGAGCAUUAGGUGUCUAAAAGCAGAAGAUAUGGCCAACGCGGUCAUAUAUGUUCUCAGUGCUCCACCUCACGUGCAGAUUGGUGACAUUCAGAUGCGGCCUACCGAGCAGGUAUCAUAGCAAACGGAAGAGGAUUCGCUGCUGGUGCGGCACAGCAGGGGGUACGGAGCGCCAUUGAUCCGCUCAGGGUUUUCCUUCUGUGACGUUUUAAGUGCUGCAAUAGGAAGAAUUGAUUCUCCCUCUCCCCCAUUACUCUCCCAUUUUGAGCCGACGUCAGCUGAGCGGAAACUCAAAAUGGAAAGGCAGUGUUGAUUGCAGAAGUCUUCUCCACCG
This is a messenger RNA of Lacerta agilis (Sand lizard), 1047 nucleotides long. It is a transcript of the gene DHRS11, whose product is annotated as dehydrogenase/reductase 11. The coding region runs from base 67 to 834 and encodes 255 amino acids. Gene Ontology annotation, molecular function: oxidoreductase activity. The record is from RefSeq and is a predicted model, not a curated record. Lineage: Eukaryota; Metazoa; Chordata; Lepidosauria; Squamata; Lacertidae. The transcript has 7 exons.